UUGAUAUAAAAAUUUAUGAAGGUCUCAUAAGUAUUAACAUUGGAGAGUUUCCCUUGAUCUUUUAGAUGACGAGCUAGAAAGCAGUAAACUAUGGGAAAUAGCUGAUUAUUAUUUGACGUAGCUAACACCUUAUAAGAAAUUGCAUGCAAUACACAAAAUGAGUCGGUUAUUGUCCUGUUUUAAUUGGUGCUAUGAUGCUAUCAGGUUUGAGUUAGGAUAAAACGUAAUUUUUGAGGAGAAUAAUUUAUGUUAUGUUAAGAUUUCAGUAAACCCCAAUUUUUAUGUUGAUUUUUUGGGGAAAUGAUUGUUUUAAUUUUUAAAAAAGGAAACUCUAACUAUUCGAGAUUAUAUAUUAAUACACCCAUAAAAGUAAAAAAAGGAUACAACAUCUCACAAAGGAAUAGGGUCCAAGUAAUUGCAAGCGACACAUAAAAGCACGUUGGUCCGACAAUGUAGCUUAGAACACUGAACAAAACUUUAUUUCGCUUUGAUAAUUUCUAAACAGAACCAACCAAGAUUCGAACCAAACCGGACAAAAAGAACCUCCUACAUGAAGCUGCUUUACCAGUCACCCUAUAAAUACAUCCGCUAAACCCAUCUCUUUACAUACACAAACACAUCAAACUUAAACAAAUUUAACGUUCUAUUUUCUUGGAUCUUGGCGUGUUCUUGUACCGUCUAAUGGGAGGCAGCAGCAGAAAGAAGUUCUCGCUCUUCAGCUUCUUUAAAUCACGAAGGUCGUCUCACAGAGUUGAAGCAGACGCAUGGGACGAUGGCGUAUACACAAGAAAGGCAUGGGCCAGCGACGAGGACAAGCGAUAUUGGGUGGCUGAGCCAGGUAUUGACCGUAAAGCUUCUGCCUUCAUCGCCAAGUUCCAUGCCUCUCGUGUCUCUGAGUCUGAGUGCCAAACUCUCCCUCCUUGCCAGUCUCAUCAUAACUAGCCAUCAUCAUAAUCAUGAUGACGAUGAUGAUGAUGAUGAAUGAAAGAAUGCCAAUAGCUUACUUAGUUUGGUUCUAUGUAUAUUCCCUUUUCUUUUAUGUUCAUGAUGCUGUCCUUAUGAUGAUUUGUUUAUAAAAUGCCUUACAUCUAGUUUAAAGCCAUUUCUCUACAGUUAAUAGUUUAAUUGGACUUGACAAGUUCAGAACAUGCAAAUUUUCAGUGUAUAUAUGAUCCAUAUAAAUAUGUCACUACAAGAAAACAGGGGGAUUCUAAUGGCCGAAAUCGUCGGAAAUUCGUCGGAAAAGUUCUAUUCCGACGAAUUUCUGACGAAAGCGUUCGUCGGUAUCAACUAUACUCUCUAACAAAAAUGUUCCUAUAUAAAUGACAUAUGAUCAAGAACAACAUAUCAAGACGCACACAGUACUAAGAUAUUUACAUUGAUAUGAUUCAGGUCUAGCUAGUGAAAAUUAAGAUCUUACACUAUUGUUUCAUGUGUAUAUCGAUCUCUAGGAAGGACUUGCACAAAUAACAACCUCACAAUCACAAUAUACCUUUUUGGUUUGUUAAAAAAGUUUAACUACUAUGUUUAAGCAACGAUCGCAAAGUUGCCAAAAAAAAGCAACGAUCACAAAAUGGCAAAACCAAAGUCCUUAGUCUAAUAAAAUCUGAAGAGCGGCUAAUGAUAUUCGUAGCAAAUAUGUAACCUUUUUGUAAAUUGAUUAACUUUGAUACAUUUUAAUAUAGCUACCAACUAACAAGAACGAAAGGAUCGUAUAUUAAGAUUAGUUAAGCAAGAACAAAGAUUUGAAGCCAGCUGUAGAAUCUAGAACAAUAUGUCGAUGGUAUUAGAGCAGCUCCAAUAGUGAGUAUUAGGAGGAAUUCUAAGUAUUUUAGAAGAAAAAAAACAAAAUAAUGAAAUUGAAAGAGUAAAAAACCAAAAAUUCGUAUUUUUUUACUUUUUAAGAACUCAUAAUUUAAUCAAAAGACACAUGUCAUCAUAUGAGAGGAAAUUAAUAUUUUUUAUUGAUUUAUAAGAACUAAAACAUGAUUACUAAUAUGUUUUUAAAGAAAUUUGUAUGGUUUCUAACUGUUGGAGUUGUUCUUAGUAUCCCGCCCACAUAUAUUGUAGUUGUACACGAAGGUACAUUUAUUCCUUGCUUUUCUCUAUUUGUCCUCAACUUCUUUUGCCUAUUAUAUUUUUUUCACAUCCUUUUUGUUUUCAAGUUUUUAUUUAUUUUGAUACUAUCACAUAAUAUUCUUACACUAAUAUUAUUAAACCGAAUGCAAAAAAAGUAAAGAUUAAUUACCCAAUCUGUUGAUUAUAUCAA
Messenger RNA from Brassica rapa (field mustard), 2269 nucleotides. RefSeq lists its product as uncharacterized. Lineage: Eukaryota; Viridiplantae; Streptophyta; Magnoliopsida; Brassicales; Brassicaceae. The record is from RefSeq and is a predicted model, not a curated record.